Messenger RNA from Fusarium oxysporum Fo47, 3422 nucleotides. RefSeq lists its product as uncharacterized. The record is from RefSeq and is a predicted model, not a curated record. The transcript has a single exon. Lineage: Eukaryota; Fungi; Ascomycota; Sordariomycetes; Hypocreales; Nectriaceae. The coding region runs from base 94 to 3138 and encodes 1014 amino acids.
CGACUAAUCACCCAAACAGUCGGUCAACGCUAUAUAUGCUUUUAAAGACAACGAUUUUCCACCUGGACGGCGCAAGCCUCCAAUACUAUCAACAUGGCCGCCCAGACCGCUGAUCCUCUAGCGGACGAGCUCGCUCUGGGAUGGGGUGAAGACACGAUUUACUGCGGAGCGACUUGCGACCCCGAAGAUGUCUUGUACGAAGGUUCAGACGACGAAAACUAUGACAACCCCAUAUCACGAAAGCUACGUAUCGAAGCAGCAGGUCAACGAUUUCUCGACGGAAAACCUCCAGUCCUCUUGACCGCAUUGCUUCGAGGCCCGUUUGAUGCGAAGUCCUCGAACUGGGUUAACCCUUGGCGUUCAAAGCACCGAACGGCUGGAAAUGCAAGAAUAAUAAGGACGUCGCCUGGGAAAUUGAAAAGGUCCGCCAAUGUUAGACGCAGCGUAUCUAUACCAGAGACAGUUCAGCCGGCUAGUGAUAGUCUGGAAUGUCACCUCCCGAGCCCCGAAAGCCUUAACCAAACUUCUGAGACCGAAAUACACCCUUACCUGGAAGAAGAUGAACUGGCCAAGGUCCGAGAAUGGAGAGAUGCCGUGGACGCUGAGAAGAAACCGAAGGACGAGUUUUGGGCAUCGACACCACAAGGGUCAUUGUCUGAGAGAAAGCGAAAAGCGAAGGGAUCUUCAUGGCUGAAACAUUUGGCGAAUAAACGACGACGAACAGAUGUCAUGGAAACGGGUUCCAUUGAUACUCCAGUCCCGUCUCGAAAUCAACCUUCGCUCUCAGCUACGAAGGCGUUCAACACAUCCUUUUCAAGUGUCCCCGAUCGCUUGCCAUCUUCCGCUAUUGCGACAAAGAGAUUCUUCUCAACGCCGCAACAUGAGCAACCCACUUCAGAGGACGAACUAUCCUGCGAUAAGGUUACGUUGGAUCGAGCCUCUGCGCCUUCGUCGUCACUUUUAUCAUGUCUACAGUACACUCCAGUCCUGGACUCACAUGCGAAUAUAUCAUCACAAGACAGCACCGAGCAACAAACACCAAGCAAAGUCUCGGUUCCUCAACGAGGCUCUGUACCCGGAACAGCUGAUUUGGGAGCUCAAGGUGAAGCUGCCAGCGAUCCAACACCUCGCCCAGCUUUUGAGACCCAAGAAGAUGCCAGUUUCUGUUUCAAAAUGCGACCAAAGCUCAAUCAGGAUGUUGGGGCUGCAUCAGACCAAGAUGUCUGCAUGUCCAGAGAUGAGGACACUUGGUCUGGUCUGUCAUCGCCUAAUAAUGAUAUGGCCAGCACCAUAUCCGAUCCACAAGAAAGUACACCAGCAGAGGAGGGGCGCAGCCUACGAGACUCAGAAUCAGCGAUGGAAAUUGACCAAAUAGCUAUGACAAGUCCUCUGUCAUCUAUUUCAAGCAAAGAGUUUCGUGGAUUCGGCAUUUCUGAGGAACCUCACAGCCGACCGGAUAGCGCCAGUGGUUCUUCGAUGAUUGACACCACGCCAUCUGAUUCGAAACUCACAAGUUAUCCUAGUCAAGAGUCAGCGGAAGAAGUAAUAGUGCUCGUUGCUGAAGAAAUGCCCAGCGAAUGUCAACAAAACACAGAGUCAGAAGACGAGGACAUGGGUGGGACAGCCGAUGUCACCAGCAGCCUGGCUGUAACUGAAAACCACGAGGGCAGCGUCACUGCUUCUGUGGGUGAAUCUAACGAAGAAGAGGAAGAGGUUGGCAAAGCGAAAGCCACUGAAGUCGUAUCCCCAACAACAAUCAAUAAUAGGACGCCACAACCCUUAACAGGACGUCGCGAGGCUGAGACGACGCCAUCAAAAUCCACAACAUCGAAACUUGGCAAUGACAGCUCAACACCUUCUCAUGCUGAGUAUCUUCUCAGAACUUCAAUCAAGAAGAGAUUCAUUCCUGAAAGCUCAUGGGAAAAGUUGGCAAAAUUGACUGGAAGUCCGUCUUAUCAAAGCUUGCCCCAAAGAAGAGCAUCUCUCCCAUCGAAGCAGGCCUCCAACUCUCCCAGUGGUCGACGAAAGACAGCAUCGGUUCAAUCUACUCCCAAGAAGACGAAUCCACGCCGAGCUUUGAGUCUUCCUCAGCCUUCGUUACAGAACGUGAGGCCAACCGUUGUCGAUAGUCCAGCCAAGGAGCAACAGCUGGAGCAACAGCGCCAGCCCAACUCACCAAAGGACACACGUAUUUCCUUCUCACAGCAGACCCCAUGGGUUGAUAAUAAGCUUUGCCUGGGCCAGAUAUCUACAGACAACCCUAUGUCAGAGUCAAAGGAAACGGGCACUAUCGUGGCUGAAUCCAGCCCUGUGGAGCAAACACCAUGGACAAACGAGAUGGCCGAACUGCCGACAAUACCCCUGGCCCUGACGCCUGUUGUCGAAAUAGAGGAUCGCACAGCAGUCGAAGAGCCAAACACAUCAGCCGUUGCAUCUCAAGUUGAUACGCCACUACAGGAUGCCUCUGCGGCAGCCACAACAGUCAUAGAAUCAACACCUGAGCCCCAAUUCUCGGUCAAGUCAUUUGCAUCCUUCAGAUCAACUUCCCCAGCACAUAGUUCUCGUAGAAGCAGGCGCGCUGUUUGGAGGGGAUCGGGAGCUCGUAUGCCAAGCACGCAAGGUAUUCUGGCUUCCGCAACUAAGAAUCCUUGGGUGGUCAGGAGCUCUGAACGUCGAGUCUCAUUCGCACCGCUACCCCAUGAGACCAAGGGAUAUUCGAGUAACCCAACAACACCCUGCCCAUCUACGUCUAAGAGACGUCAAGGCUCACCACCACCUGAUACUCCUAUGUCUGAACUUCCUACGUCAGGAGAUGACAAGUUCCAUAAGCACUUUGAUGCCGUGGCGCGGGGACCUAUUAUCCGUCACAAACAGCGUUUGCUUCCAUCAGAAUCACAGCGUACAGUUGGCAGUCCAAUGCCAGACGCUAUGGCAGAGGCUUUCCUUUCGGCAGACCAGCUGCGUCAAUCGACUCCUCCUGCGGAUCCGACUAAGAGCGAUCGCGAGUCCGAUGAGUCGCAGGACCCUAUGGAAAUGGCCGAGGAUGUUUUCCGCGAGAUGGACCACGUUUUCGAAUGGAAUCUUAGUGGAACCGACUCAUCACCUCAGAAGACUCAGGGCCAGCAAAGUCCAUGGUGAAAGGAUCACCAGGAUUGUUUACAACUAUUCGAGGAUUUCAUUACGGGCUUUGCCCCUAUGGAUAGAUAUACUACUUUCACAAAAAAGGCUUUUGUUUUUCAUGCGUCAGCAUUCAUGCCGAGCGUCGUGGACCUCGAGCGUGUCGGGAGUUUAAGGAUGAACAGGGAAUGAAAGACACGACAGUCCUACUACGGGAGUCAUAUAUAGAGGUUCACAUACCACUCAGGCGUACAACGGGUAGAUAUCUCAAGUAGAUUCAACGCGAAUUGAAAUUAUAUUACAUA